AUGGCCCAAAAGGAAUUCACAAUUUUACUACUGGGUGAGUCGGGUGUAGGGAAGUCCACAUUCAUCAACGCAUUCGUCAAUUAUAUGACUUACGAGACGUUAAAUGAGGCCAGAGAUCAACAGCCUGUAUGCCUAAUACCCACAGCAUUCACAAUGUCUGACACCGAGACCUAUGAACUCAAGACUAUAACCUUUGGUCCGCACGAAGAUCCCAAUGAAAACAUAACCGACUCUACACUGUCUGCCACUAAAUAUCCUCGAUGCUAUAAGUUACCUAAUAAUACUAGAGUUGACGUGAUAUUCAAGUAUUGUUUGUUUGGGUUAUUGAGUCAUUUGAAUAAGUCGGCCGCCGAUAACAUACUGUUCCUGUUCACCAACACACGCAGUACCCAAUAUGCCCCUGGUGAGUCCGGUCCUAUUUUGCUAAACAUGUUAAACCAAAUAAGGGAUAACCCGCCAAAUGUGAACAUACCUUACAGUAAGAAAACAAUCUAUUGCUUCGAUAACGAGUCGUUCCGUUAUCUCGUGGCUACUGUUCACCCGAAUAACAUGCAGUUCAGCGAUGACUUAACACUGGAGUAUGAAGAAAGUUGGGCAAGUUCUGUCAGAGAAUGCGAUCGACUACUGGAGCGCAUAGUUUCACUCCAACCCCACAAAAUACUGGACACCCUAUCCCUCAAUAACGCCAAACACAACAUCCUAUUACUGAUUAAGCCUUUGGCCGAUAUCGCCAAACAUAUCGCCGAUAAUCAACACCAAUGUGAGAUACAUAAGCGCCGGGUCAGGGAGUUUACGGGCACAAUAGAGCAGCUCCGGGAGGAAAUGUAUGUGCCAUCUGUUGACAUCAAGACUAAGUGUUUGGAUAAACCGAAAACUGUAUGCACUGAGGGGUCGUGUUGUGAGCACGUGGUGGUCAACGGUCAAGGGGUAAUCCCUGAUUCCGAUAUUCAAUUAGAUGAGUAUGGCAAACUAUGGGGCACUACGUUCAUCAGGGUCAAGUCCAAAAUGUGUCACGCAAACUUAAUGACCUAG
Molecule: messenger RNA, 1032 nt
Organism: Oppiella nova
Lineage: Eukaryota; Metazoa; Arthropoda; Arachnida; Sarcoptiformes; Oppiidae
Source: the annotation of a GenBank genome assembly